AUAAAUACCCAAACCCCAACUGGUCUCUCUUCUCUCUUUCAAUUCGUAACGUAAAACCCGGAGCUAGCUCCUUGUCCGAUACUUUCCCUUUUUGUUUCGUGUUACAUUUCGGAUCCCCAACCCGAUAUUUCUAUAUUUCCUCCCUUCUUCGAGUUCUCCGUUCCAUAUUUAUCUCCCUUUCCUUCCUUCUUUCUUUUAAUCCCAUUUUCUUUGAUUCUUCACUACAAUCUAUAUAUUUUUGACGGUGGGUGAUGAUAUUAUUAGCAGCAAAACACAAAAGAGAUUGGUUUCAGUUACUUUUUUGAACCAAAGCAAGCUCAACAGACAACAGAGUUCUCACUCUAUUGCCUUCUAAUCAGACAAGUUGUUGAUUGCAGGGGUAAAAAGUUAAAGAGCGAAGAAUAAUAAAUAAAUAAAAAUGUUUACAUGCAUAGCAUGCUCAAAACCAGAGGAUGGUGGUGAUGAUGAAGGAGGAGUGCGUGGCAGUGGCACCCCAAGUACAAAAGAAGCCGUCAAAAGCCUGACUGCGCAGAUAAAGGAUAUGGCAUUGAAAUUUUCUGGUGCUUAUAAGCAAUGCAAGCCCUGCACUGGCUCCAGCAGCUACAAGAGAGGCCAGCGCCCUUACCCAGACUUUGAUACUGCUUCAGAAGGGGUUCCAUACCCCUAUCUUGGAGCAGCAAGCUCGAGUUCCACACCUGCAUGGGAUUUUACAAGUUCUAGUCACCAUCCUACUACAAGAUCUGACUCAAGAUUUACUGGGGUAUUUAGAGGUGACCAGACCCCUGGAGGGAUGUCUAUAUCUGCGCAGUCUUGUGAUGUGGUGCUUGAGGAUGAGGAUGAGCCUAAGGAGUGGAUGGCACAGGUGGAGCCUGGUGUUCACAUUACUUUCGUGUCUCUACCUAAUGGUGGAAAUGAUCUUAAACGAAUUCGUUUCAGCCGAGAGAUGUUCAAUAAAUGGCAAGCUCAGCGAUGGUGGGGUGAGAAUUAUGAUCGGAUCAUGGAGCUUUACAAUGUCCAGAGAUUCAACCGGCAAGCUCUUCACACUCCUCCAAGGGCGGAUGAUGAGAUGCUUGUACUCUUCAACAGCCUAGAGAUUCUACAUACACAAAGCUGGGAUCAGCAAGGGGGAGCCCUGUUGCUUCAUCAUUCAACAAGGAGUGGACACCAAGGAACCACUAUAGACCGUCUGGAAGUAAAGGGUAUUAUCCAUCUGACCCUAUGGAUCAAGGUGGUGGGCACAAUUACAAUGCAGGAUCAAGUGCGUAUGGUAUGGGGACAUCAUAUAUGGAUGCAUCACGGACGACAACCUCAUCUAGGGAUGAGGCUUCAGUUUCCAUUAGCAAUGCCAGUGACCUGGAGACAGAAUGGGUUGAGGAAGAUGAACCUGGGGUGUACAUUACCAUCAGGCAGUUAGCUGAUGGUACUAGGGAGCUUCGGCGUGUCAGGUUCAGCCGUGAAAAGUUUGGGGAGGUGCAUGCAAAGCUGUGGUGGGAAGAGAACAGAGAAAGAAUACAAACUCAGUACCUUUAAAAUUUUGAUUUAAAUGACAUACAUUACUACAGAUGAGAGUAAAGAAGUCAGGGAGCAUGUGGAUGUCUCAAACAGGUGGAAUCAUUAAACUUUGUUUCUUGGAAUAUGACAGUAUGAAUCCAUAUGCUGUAAUAGAGCCUUUAUAGAGAAUUGUACCAAACCACCACAAGUGGUGGUUAAAAGUUAAAACUGAGUUAACAUUACUUCAUCAAACACGUAGCAUAUGAGCUAUCAUCACUAGUGGUGAUGGCUCCAUUUUGUGUAAAGGCUCUUUUCACUGAGAUGUCCAAAUGAGUCCUUUUUUGUCCCUGUAUUUGUUCUUAUGAUUAUUAUCACCUAUUAGUGAUUUUUUUAGGGCCUCCUUUUGCCCACUUAAGACUUUCAAGUCUUUGGGCAUCAUGGCCUUAUUUGGCUCUCCAAUUAUAUACCAGAGUUUGUUAUUUGUUAUA
Molecule: messenger RNA, 1979 nt
Organism: Quercus lobata
Lineage: Eukaryota; Viridiplantae; Streptophyta; Magnoliopsida; Fagales; Fagaceae
Gene: BRX
Product: DZC (Disease resistance/zinc finger/chromosome condensation-like region) domain containing protein
Exons: 6
Coding region: 419-1414 (331 amino acids)
Source: RefSeq, a predicted model, not a curated record